Molecule: messenger RNA, 1371 nt
Organism: Stylonychia lemnae
Lineage: Eukaryota; Ciliophora; Spirotrichea; Sporadotrichida; Oxytrichidae
Source: the annotation of a GenBank genome assembly
AUGAGAUUAACAGUGCAAAACAUGAAUUAAGAAGAUCAAAUCUUCUAAAUAGAGAUUGAAGAUGAUGGAACAAUUGAGGAUAUAAAGAUUCUUAUCUCAGUUGAAACUAAUCUAGCAGUAGAGGAAUAGUUUUUAAUUUUCAAUGGAAAGAUUGCAGCAAAUGAUCAGAUGAAGGCUAAGCAAUUCGGUUUAAACAAUGAUGAUAUGGUAAUGAUUACUUCUCAAUAAGCUUUAAUGGGAGCUGGAAUGGGUAUGGGCAUGGGAGCUCCAAAUAUGUUUGGAAGACCUCCACAAUAGCAAAUGAGAUAAUAGCAACAGCCAGCAACUUAAGCAAAUCCAAAUAUAGCUCCAAAUGAUGCUAAUUUGUUAAGCAAUUUCUUUCAAGAUCUCAGCAAACCAGUUAGAACUCAGAGAAAUCCUUUUAAUGCUAUGAAUGCACAAUUAGACAUGGUUAUCAGACAGAAAGCUCUUUAAACUAAAGAAUACUAUCUGAAUAAUCAGACUUAGCUGAACUACAUUUUACAUUAGGAUCCAGAAUUAGCUGGAGCAAUAGUUUCUGAGGAUGAUGAAAAGUUAUACCAAAUUAUUAAGUAGAGAUACUAGGACUAGAUGGAGAGAAAGAAAAAAGAAGCUGAGAGGAUUCACAGACUGAAUAAUGCAGAUGUGCUUGACAUUGAGGCUUAGAAAUAGAUUGAAGAGGAAAUCAGACAGCAAAUGGUCAAUGAAAACUAUGCGAUGGCUUAAGAGAACUAUCCAGAGUUCUUUGGGCAAAUCACUAUGCUCUACAUUAAAUGCAAAGUGAAUGGCCACGAAAUCCAAGCAUUUGUAGACAGCGGAGCUCAAUCCACUAUUAUUUCUAGACCACUUGCUGAAAAGCUAGGCUUGAUGAAGCUUAUUGAUACAAGAUUUGCAGGCACAGCUAUUGGUAUCGGCACUCAAAAGAUAUUAGGAAGAGUUCAUGCUGCUAAUAUGGAGAUCUAAGGUAAAGAGUUUGUCUGCUCCCUCGUAAUCCUUGAAGGCAACAAAGUCGACUUUUUAUUUGGUCUAGACAAUUUAAAAAGACAUUUGUGCAAUAUUGACUUAGUCCAGAAUAUGCUGCACAUGAGAAACGGAGAGAUAUCAGUGCCUUUCUUAUCCGAAGGAGAGAUUGAGAAGAAUGAUAUGGAAGAGGAGAAGUAGGCUCUGCUUGAAAAGUAGAAAUCUAUGGGCUCGAAGUUCAAUGAAAACGAUGUCAAAGAAUUGAUGGAAGUGAGCGGAAUGAGUAAAGCUUAAGUUGAAGAAGCCCUAGUAAUCAAUGAUGGCAAUAAGGAGCAUGCAGGAACUUAUCUGAUGAAUCAGAGUAUGGCCAGGAGAAGUCCUAAGCGUUAAUGA